This is a messenger RNA of Acanthoscelides obtectus, 1427 nucleotides long. The record is from the annotation of a GenBank genome assembly. NCBI's taxonomy places the organism in Eukaryota, Metazoa, Arthropoda, Insecta, Coleoptera, Chrysomelidae.
AUGUCCAUUAUUUCUGAUAACAAUACUUUUUUCUGUAUAGGUAUAACUCCUACAGAAAUUGCAGAAGGUUAUGAGAAAGGCCUAGACAAAUGCCUAGAAAUUCUUCCUACCUUGAUUACACACGAGAUAAAAGACGCCAAAAAUUAUGAAGAGGUGAAAAAGGGCAUCAAGACAGCUAUUAUGUCAAAACAGUAUGGAAAUGAAGACUUUUUAGCUGAUCUAGUUGCUAAAGCUUGCAUCUCCAUAAUGCCUGAACAGACCACCUUCAACGUAGAUAAUGUCAGGGUCUGCAAAGUGCUCGGUGGAGGUUUACACAACUCAGAGGUGAUCCAAGGCAUGGUCUUCAAAAAGCAAGUGGAAGGUGAGGUGACCAAGGUAGAAAAAGCAAAAGUGGCAGUAUACAGUUGUGCAGUAGACAUCCUGCAGACAGAAACAAAGGGCACGGUGCUGAUUAAAACUGCCGAUGAACUGAUGAACUUCAGCCGCGGCGAAGAGAGCCUUUUGGAGAACCAGAUCAAGGCCAUUGCAGACACUGGGUGCAAGGUUAUUGUGUCAGCAGCGAAAUGUGGAGAUAUGGCAUUGCAUUAUCUCAACAAGUAUGGGAUUAUGAUUGUCAAGCUCAAUUCUAAGUUUGACUUGAGGAGGCUAAGCAAAACUGUUGGAGCUACAGUGUUGCCAAGAUUGACAGCUCCCACACCACAAGAGCUGGGGUACGUGGAUUUGGUUUGCGUGGAAGAACUUGGUGACACCCCAUUGGUUGCGUUUAGACAGGAGGGCAAAGAGUCCAGGAUAGCUACAGUGGUGAUUAGAGGCGCCACUGAUAAUUAUAUGGAUGAUAUUGAGAGAGCUAUUGAUGACGGUGUGAACACAUUCAAGUGUCUGACUCGCGAUGGACGCCUGGUGGCAGGUGCCGGCGCUUGCGAAGCGGAACUGGCGGUACAGUUGACGAAAUACGCGGAUACUCUACCCGGAUUGGAACAAUAUGCAGUCAGGAAGUUCGCCACGGCUUUGGAGAGCUUCCCCAAGGCUUUGGCAGAGAACAGCGGACACAAAUCAACGGCCGUUUUGGAGAAAAUCCUGGAGGCGCAUCAGACUGGCAAGAAGACGGUAGGAGUAGACAUAGACUCCGAGAACACGAUCUGCGACGCCGUCGAAAAGGACGUCCAGGACAUUUAUUCCCAGAAAUAUUGGGGCCUGAAGUACGCCGUCGGUGCAGCGGCAACAGUACUGCGCGUAGACCAAAUCAUCAUGGCCAAGAAAGCUGGUGGGCCGAAACCAAGACAGCCGCAAGGAAGUGACGACGAAUCUUAAAAGGCGCCACGUACGAGUAUUUUUCGUAUUUUAAUCUCACUCACAAUGUUCACACAUAAGUAUUUAAUGUACCGCGCAGUUUGUUACUAAGUUUUUGAAAUAAACGCAAAACUACA